AUGCCGUAUGUAACCGUUUGCUCAGUUCAAAUGCAUCCCCGGGGAGCCAUUGUACAUGGAGACAAAUUGAUGUAUCGAGUGACUGUCGAGGAUCCAGCUAAAGAACUUUUUCAAUCACACUGGGAAAGUGAUAAAGUCUCUCCAAUCGAAUUUCUGAAUCGAGCCGAAAAGAAAGGUUUUCGAGUCGUUUCGAUGAGCACAACGUCACAGGGAAUGGUCACAAAAUGGACACUUUGGAGAACGAUU
This is a messenger RNA of Mesorhabditis belari, 246 nucleotides long. NCBI's taxonomy places the organism in Eukaryota, Metazoa, Nematoda, Chromadorea, Rhabditida, Rhabditidae. The record is from the annotation of a GenBank genome assembly.